AUGUCGGAAUCAUAUUUAUCCGUAGAGUUAACUAUAUUGUUUAAAAUACCUCCAUUGAUCACCGAUGUAUUGAAAAUAGUUGAAGGAACCGUAAAUCUCUACCAAAUUGCCGAACACAAUAAACGUGUUUGUGGUGUACUGUUGGAUCGUAUGAUUGCGGCAGAAGCUGCUGUGAAGAAUCUCAAAAUAUGUAAAAAUGAAUAUCGUGAAUUCUUUAAAAAUUUUAAUAAUUUUAGAACUUUUCAAAAGUUUAAAAAUACGAUUGAAAGAACCAAACGAUUUAUUUUGGAAGUUUCACAAAUGAAGGGUCUAAGGAAAUUUACGACUGGCGUAUCACAAAUUAAUCAGAUCAAAAGAAAGUUUAAAGAAUUGACGUUAGAAUUUGAUGGGCGUAUGGCACAAUUGCAUUUUACUAUCACUAUUGAUGCCAGGUCACAACAGCAAAAAGAUCAUGAAGUAAUUGAACAAGGCAUAGAGGAUUUAAAGAAUGCAUCAAGAGAAGAAAAUAAUGAAGGAAAAGUGCAAAAACGCAGAAGAAAAUCAGAUAAUAAAGAUGUGGCAUUCAAAGUGAUGGCCUUGGCGGAGGAGCCGGAAUCAAAUAUCCAAGUAACGAUUCUAAAGAAACUAUGCGAAUCCCCAAAUAUCAUCCAAUUCUAUGGCUUGGCAAAUGAAGGUACUAAAAAGUAUUUAGUCACUGAAUGGGUGCAAUAUGGAAAUCUUCGAGAAUUCUAUACGCAACACCCUAAUUUGUUUGAUUGGAAAAGAAAGAUUGAAUUUGCCCUGGAUAUUUGUCGUGGAUUAUCUUAUCUUCAAGCAGUCGACAUUAUUCAUCAUAACAUCCGAAGUGAAAAUAUUUUCAUUUGCGAUGGUUUUAAAGCGAAAAUAGGAAAUUUUCUUCCAAGAGGGUUUAGUGAUGCUGCAAUAAUUAUGACUGAUAAUAUACGUCAAAAACAUUAUUACGAUUCUAAAUCUGCAGAAGCAAAAAUACCUCAUGAAGUUAUUCCUUAUGAUAUUGUCGAAAUAUGUCAGGCUGUCCACGACGAACCCAUCAUGCGAGCUUCAAUAACUGAUCUCUUUAAAACGCUUUAUCCUAUUUGGUUAAAAACACAGACAUCUCCGUCACCUAAGAUAAGGCGUGCUAAUGUAGAAAGCCAUCAAACUCAACAAGAUGACGACCAUCAAGACGAAGAUGAACCCAAAUUUCCAGAAGAAUUAGUAAUUGUAACCCCUAAAAUUCCAUUAUCUGAUGCUAUCAAAGAACACAGAAAGAAAAACAAACAGCUUGCAUGGACAACAUUUAAUGAAUAUAAGGCCAUUGGAGACCCCCUUGGAAAAUAUUGGGUCGGAUACUACCUUUACUACAACAUUCUUGAAUGGUCCGAAGCAGAAACAUCUAAAGAACAGCGAUUACGUGAGGCAGCAAACUUAUUCAAACAGGCAGCAAAUGACUGUGAAAUCCCGGAAGCUGAACUUCGAUAUGGUUAUUGUCUAUGGAAUGGAGAUGGCGUUGAAAAAGAUGUUUCACAUGCAUUGAAUUAUUUCAUUCGGUCGGCUGAUCAUGGGAAUGUCAUUGCGUUGGGAAUUCAUACUAUAAUGGAUUAG
Messenger RNA from Ambispora leptoticha, 1602 nucleotides. The record is from the annotation of a GenBank genome assembly. Lineage: Eukaryota; Fungi; Glomeromycota; Glomeromycetes; Archaeosporales; Ambisporaceae.